UGGCCUCGGGUCAUCCUCCGCACCGCUCGGGGUGCAGCGCUCGCGCCCCGCUUCCCCCGUCCUCACCGGCGGCGUGAAAAAAAUCACCCGUCCAGCCGAGACCCGGGAAGGCAGAGGAUAUGCUUCAGCACGAACUAGUUUUGCAAAACACGAAACACAGCCGCUUUCCUACCAUUUCUUCUCUAAUCGUUUGAGAAAACUGACACCCCAGGAGCCGGAGCAUUGAUUCUUGAAGCUGAAGGCGUGAAUGAUCUUCGGAGUAAUCAACGUAAAGUUGAUCUCAGCAAGGCGACCGCGGUACACAGAUGCUGUAAGUAAAACUGCUGUGCCCAGCACCAGGAACUUUCCGGCAAAAAUGAAGGUAUCAGUCGUGUUCUUCAGCUUCCUUUUGUGUCACAGUAAAGCAUCACACAGUUGCUGGACAGUAUUACUCCAGGUGGUGUUCGCUUGCUUAGUUAGAUUUUGGGAAGUCAGGCUAGUCCUAUGAACCGUAGGGGCUCACAAGCACCAAGUGGUUAAUUUUUCUGUAAAUGCUUGGGGACUGGUGGUGAAAAAAAAAAGCAUCUGGUCUCAAAGCCAGCAUACUCCUUAGCGUGAGGGAGGCUGAAGUGUGCUUCUGUCGUUUCUGAACGGGAAAUGGUGUCAAACCUCGAUUCGCUCACUGCAGUGUCGCACUUUAGUCGACCCUACAGUCACCGAAACGAAGUUGCUGAUGGCCUGAGAUGUGCAAGAACGAAGCCCAGAACCGCCUCAGAAAGACACUGAAGACCUAAGCCUGACUUCCUGGCUGCAUUAGGAAUCCGAGAUCAGACCUGAAAAACUGUAUUUUGGAGUCGUGUGAGUGCAUAAAGCAAUGCGAACCUUUUUCUUUUUGCAGAAGGGAGCAGGCUUCCCCGUGUGCAGCGCAGGGGUCCCCACUGGUACAGGAUGUUGCCUGAUGCGAAUCCCGUUACUUUUCUCGUCGCCGGUACCUCACGGAUCCUCCCCAGUUAGCACCUGAGCACCGGCACGCAGACGAGGAAGGAGGGCAAUCUCUCCCCACUUUGCUUGGCUCCGCUCCGCUUUCGCCUCAGUGUUUGAAUCGCUGUCAAGCAACAGUAGCCGGGGGGCGGGGGUUGGGACGAGGACGACGGGGACGGGACGGGGGGACGACAUCUCUCGCCUACCUCUUCCAUAUUUAACCAUUACCUAAAUCCGAAGGGAAAUGAGCAAACCUCUAGGCUUGGGUCUUAAGGUAUUUUCAGCGCCGCUGGGCGUAUUUAUCCCAGAAGAGUUUUCCACAACAAGUUAUUUCAAGCCUAGGAGAGGUCUCCGUUGCCGAGGGCCCGGCCUUAGCCCCGAUAACAACGCCAUGCCCGGCCCGAUGGCGGCGGGAGGUGUGUUCCCCACUGCCGGGCCAAGGGCAGGGGAUGCAGCGCGGAGCGGGCAGGGCGAGCGCCGGCUGCCCCAGCCCCUGCCCUCUGCCCGCCCGAAUCAAUCUGUGUUUUGAAUCUGUGACUUGUUCUCGUUGCGGAAGUCGAAGGGGAUCCAAGAAUAGUUCAGAUAGAUCUGUGUAAUUUCUAGAGCAGAACCCCGAGAGAAACGAAACGCCCGAUUCCAAAAUGACACUUCGAUGUCACUUCAGCGAGCUCUGUGAGGUGGAAUACGAAGCUCCUAACUAACGCUCAGGAAGUGGAAUUUGUGGUUUAGGGGGCCGAGCUCUGAAGGAGUUGAGAGAGACAGAAAAGUUAAAAAAAAAAAGCCAACUCAAGCACCAUUGCUCCUUAAAGGGAGACUAAAUUUAAAGUCACACAAAUUAGCAGGCUGCCGCGCAUACCCCGUCCGCAGCCCAGCUCUCUUCGGCCCUCCAAAUGGGUCGCCUCCCCGCCGCCGCCCCGCAGGCGAUUCGGGGGUGACGCUCGCCGCCGCCGCCGCUGUGCCCCGCGCUUAGAGAGGGAGUGCGGCCGUGCCGGCCCUGACAGCACCCCACCAUGCCGAGGUCUUUCCUAGUGAAGAGCAAGAAAGCGCACAGCUACCACCAGCCUCGUUCCGCUGACGAGGACUACAGCCUGCGGCUGGAGACGGUGCUAGCCCAGAUCUGUGCAGACCCCUGCAAGAUCCCCGAGGACACGGAGCUGUGCCGCACCGCCCUGCCCGAUCCGGAGCCUUCCCGGGGGCGUUUUUCCCCGGAAUCCCACCUUACCGAGGCUGCCGAUGGCACCUCCGAGUCAGCGCCCAGCUGCGAGGGCAGUGUCUGUGACAGAGUGUCCGAGUUCGAGGACUUCUGGAGACCUCCCUCGCCCUCCGUCUCGCCAGCCUCGGAGAGAUCUGUGUGUCCAUCCCUAGAUGAAGCACCCCCUUUCUCAGUGCCCUUCAAGCCGUACAUGUGGAACAGCCUGGGUGGCUCCGAGCUCAGGCACCUCGUGCAAAGCUACAGGCCCUGCCCGACGCUGGAGCGGACCUCAGCCCUGGGGCUCUUCUGCGACCGAGGCUCGGAGCCCGCCCUCUAUGGCGCCGAGUGUAGCUCCUCCCUGGGACUGUAUGGUGACUUCAGCUCUCCGGGCCCGGGGCUGUUUGAGCGGCCGCCAGCAGCAGCUCCUGGACUCUAUGCUGAAACGCAGCCUGGACUGCAGCAGGAGAAGGGGCCAGGCGGCAUCAAAGUGGAGUCUGACCUCUUGUGCCGCCCACUGCUCAUCAGCACUGGCUCUUACAAGUGUGUCAAGUGCAGCAAGGUCUUCUCCACACCGCAUGGCCUUGAGGUACACGUGCGCCGCUCACACAGCGGCACGAGGCCCUUUGCCUGUGACAUGUGUGGCAAGACCUUCGGCCAUGCAGUCAGCCUGGAGCAGCACAAGGCCGUGCACUCACAGGAACGCAGCUUUGAUUGUAAGAUUUGCGGCAAGAGUUUUAAGAGAUCUUCUACUCUGUCCACCCACCUGCUCAUCCACUCAGACACCCGACCCUAUCCGUGCCAGUACUGUGGGAAGCGGUUCCACCAGAAAUCUGAUAUGAAGAAACACACCUUCAUUCACACAGGUGAGAAGCCUCAUAAGUGCCAGGUGUGUGGAAAAGCCUUUAGUCAAAGCUCCAACCUCAUCACCCACAGUCGGAAGCACACAGGCUUCAAGCCCUUUGGCUGUGAUCUGUGUGGCAAAGGCUUCCAACGAAAGGUGGAUUUACGGAGACACCGGGAGACGCAGCACGGCCUGAAAUGAGUCCAAACUACAGUACAGAAAGGGCUACAACACUAUGAGAACAGACUCCCUUGGCUUCCCUGCUGGACCCAAGCCCUGUCUUGAACACAGACCCUGGCAUUACCUUUCUGAACAGGAGCUCAAACAGGAAAGAAGAGAACAGAGCCAUGUGUUGAAGCUCAACCUGAAUGACUGUGAAGGGGCAAAGUAAAGACUGGGGUUUCUCUCCUUCUCUUCCCCUCAUUGUUUCUGAAAUAACACUGAAAUACAAGCCUUUUAGAUAUAAAGCCUAAUACUCCAAAGAUGGAUAAGCUAUCAAAUAUCUGCAAGCUGGAAAAUAUUUCUCCCAUGGCCAUGAUGAACCCCUUCAAGUUUUCAGUAGCUUGAAUCAGCUGGCAGGAAAACAUGGGUACAACAGUGUUUACAUGGGGUAAUGACAGAGAGCCAUCAGCACCUGCCCCGGCUGAGUUCAGUGCUGAACGGGUUCACUCUUGGAUGACCUCCUGUCAGGAGAACCUGGAGGAACAGGACUGUGCAGUUUGACAUCUUGCUGGUUUUUAACCAAAGGUACCAGCUUGUGUCUGAUCCUGCUCUCACUUACUCUAGUGCAAAUCAGGAGCUGCAUUCACAGUUACAGAGAGGUCCUUUUUAUCCUCCCUGAACCACCUCUCUCUGUGCAAGGCCCGACUGCCAGUAUCUUUGAAGCAUGGAGGGUUACUUCUUCCUACAUCCACUAGGGAGAAGGAAGCUUGUGAAAGACCAGUGGAAAAGCCAAAGCACAGAAUUAUGCCUUAGAACUAGAAACCAAUCCAACAAGUGAACCUGCCUGAGGAGGGCAGGAGCACCAGGGAAGCACAGACUUUCCAUCCAGAACCAUUACUGGCUUAUGCACUCUGGGCUUGUUCUAAUAACUGGAAAAUAGCUACUUAAUAACAUCAGUUGUAUAUUUGUUUUUGUUUUUUUAAUUUUUAAAGGGAAACAUUCUGAGGUGGGCAGGACUUACUGUAAAAGUAUAAUUUACUUAAUUUGCCUUAACAACUCUGCAUGUACCUCAGUUUAAAAAAAAAAGCUGUUUUUACUUUGUUGACAAGUUUGUAAAUGUCCUUAUUUAGAUUUUAUGGAGUGUCUUACAUUUCUUGAUACAUAUUUAUUAGAACAAUGUUUUAAGUUAAUAAAGUAUCGAGGAUGGUC
Molecule: messenger RNA, 4364 nt
Organism: Passer domesticus (house sparrow)
Lineage: Eukaryota; Metazoa; Chordata; Aves; Passeriformes; Passeridae
Gene: GFI1
Product: growth factor independent 1 transcriptional repressor
Exons: 9
Coding region: 1971-3194 (407 amino acids)
Biological process (GO): regulation of transcription by RNA polymerase II
Molecular function (GO): RNA polymerase II cis-regulatory region sequence-specific DNA binding; DNA-binding transcription factor activity, RNA polymerase II-specific
Source: RefSeq, a predicted model, not a curated record